UCCUCAUUUUUCUCAUUGCGAUGUCUGAACUGCCUUGAGACCUCUCUCUCUGUAUUAAAGUACAGUUUAUCUGUAUAUAUAAAUAUAAACAUCGUCAAAUUUCAAUCCAGGAAAAAGUUAAGAGGAAUACAGAAAAAUCAAGAGAUAUGUCUUCACCAAGUAAACGCAGAGAAAUGGAUUUGAUGAAGCUGAUGAUGAGCGAUUAUAAAGUGGAGAUGAUCAAUGAUGGGAUGCAAGAGUUCUAUGUGGAAUUUCAUGGACCCAAAGAUAGCCCAUAUCAAGGUGGAGUGUGGAGGAUAAGGGUGGAACUUCCAGAUGCUUAUCCAUAUAGAUCUCCUUCCGUCGGUUUUGUCAACAAGAUAUACCAUCCAAAUGUUGAUGAAAUGUCAGGCUCAGUCUGUUUAGAUGUCAUCAAUCAGACUUGGAGCCCUAUGUUUGAUCUGGUAAACGUGUUUGAAGUCUUUCUUCCGCAACUUCUUCUAUACCCAAAUCCAUCUGAUCCUCUGAAUGGAGAGGCAGCAGCUCUAAUGAUGCGGGAUCGCAACGGUUAUGACCAAAGAGUUAAAGAAUAUUGCGAAAAAUAUGCCAAGGCUGAAGAUGCUGGAGCUGCACCUGAAGAGAAAUCCAGCGAGGAGGAGCUGACUGAAGAUGAGUAUGCGUCCAGUGAUGAAGAAGUUGCCGGGAAAGUCGACCCCUAGGGUCUGAAUUUGCAGUUCGAUUGGCUCUUAUCUGUACAUGAUAUGUUCCCUAUGUUAGUAAACCUUAACUACAAAGGAUGGUUCCUUUGCUUCGAAAAAUAUACGACUCUUCUUUCUUUUAUAAUGUACUCAGUGUUCCUUGGCACUUUAUUGGGUUGGGUAGAACAUGUUAACAUCCUGUGAUGCUAUAAUUUUCAGCAAAUAAUGGGUUAUUAGUCAA
Olea europaea var. sylvestris is the source of this 918-nucleotide messenger RNA. Its product is annotated as ubiquitin-conjugating enzyme E2 4-like. Lineage: Eukaryota; Viridiplantae; Streptophyta; Magnoliopsida; Lamiales; Oleaceae. Bases 147 to 698 code for a protein of 183 amino acids. Gene Ontology annotation, molecular function: ubiquitin conjugating enzyme activity. Gene Ontology annotation, biological process: ubiquitin-dependent protein catabolic process; protein polyubiquitination. The record is from RefSeq and is a predicted model, not a curated record. Gene Ontology annotation, cellular component: nucleus. The transcript has 6 exons.